This is a messenger RNA of Toxorhynchites rutilus septentrionalis, 1236 nucleotides long. RefSeq names its product microfibril-associated glycoprotein 4-like. The transcript is spliced from 4 exons. NCBI's taxonomy places the organism in Eukaryota, Metazoa, Arthropoda, Insecta, Diptera, Culicidae. The record is from RefSeq and is a predicted model, not a curated record. Bases 36 to 1139 code for a protein of 367 amino acids.
CGUCGAUAUGGAUCCAUUAUUCGGUCAUUAGAAACAUGGGGCUCACGGUUCAACUCUCACUGGCGAUUUUCGCAUUUUCGAUCGAUGUUCUCGCGGAUCCCAUCGCGAAUGAAAGUACCGGGGUAUCGGUUGAUCGGGAGCUACAGGAGUUGCGUAAUAGACUGGAUCUGCUUUACGUGACGAACAGCGAACAAAUAGAGGCACUUGUUUCCGAAAUUCACCGUUUGAGAACGGCUGUAGAAAGCGUUGGAUGGCUUUCUGAGCGGAUGGAGCGAUCCCUGCACGGAAUGGGAACCAACCAUGAUGUUCUGUUGAGAAACGUGACUACGCUAACAAUGCAGUCGAACGAAAUAGUGGAAAACCAGAGAUACUGCGCGAAUCACGAGGCGUUGAAGAAUAUGUUCUUCGAGCUUACCCCGAGGUGUAAUGUGUCGGGUGGUCAUCUUCUUCCACCGUUUCCCAAUUCCACCGUUGAUCCUGGCACAUCGAACAGGCUCUAUCGCUCGUGCAGUGAAGCCCCAGAUCGCUCCGGAGUGUACAGAAUCGCUCUCAACGGCAACAGCAGCUACUUCGAGGCGUACUGCGAGCAGGAGAAAUACGGUGGUCGCUGGCUAGUGUUCCAAAGACGACAAGAUGGAUCUGUGAGUUUUAAUCGUACCUAUAGCGAUUACACACACGGAUUCGGCGAUGCUAAGGGAGAGUACUGGCUGGGUUUGGAGAACCUUUUUCAACUAACCUCGCGAUACUCCCACGAAUUGUUGAUUGUGAUGGAUAACUUCACCGAUUAUUCAGUGUUCGAAUCAUAUCGUGGUUUUAGAGUGGAGGGAGCAGCUUCUUUGUAUACGCUUAGGCUUUCUGGAAGUGGCAUAGGGACCGCUGGCGAUGCAUUCUCUAUUUACAACAACGAGAAGUUUAUAGCCUAUGACAGCGUUAAUGGCUCAGUACCUUGCGCUGUAUCACUGGCGAGCGGAUUCUGGCACUGGGGCUGCAGUUCGCACACUAGCAGGAGCAAUUUGAACGGUGUUUAUGGAAUUCGUGGAUCAGAUAGACAGGGAAUCUGGUGGGGAAAUUUCAACAAUGGGGGAUUAUUCGAUAAUCAUCUCAAGAGAGUUCAAAUGAUGAUUCGAAUCGUCGCGUAGAUGUAUGCGAUUGAAUAACUCUUCAAGUGGCAAACGAUCAACAAUGAAAUGAAAAGAUUCAGAAUAAAAUAAACUUAUUGUUGCGCAUAAAAAAAGA